Messenger RNA from Closterium sp. Naga37s-1, 506 nucleotides. The record is from the annotation of a GenBank genome assembly. NCBI's taxonomy places the organism in Eukaryota, Viridiplantae, Streptophyta, Zygnematophyceae, Desmidiales, Closteriaceae.
AUGCUGUCGUGCGUCGCGUGCUUGUUCUCGCUCGACUCGUCCCAAGCCGCCACGGAUCAGAACGAAGUGGCGGCGCUGCUGCAGCAGAAGACGGAGUGGGGGAAUCCCCCCCAGCUGCGCUCGUGGGCGGUGGGGGGAGAUCCCAUGCUUCCAGCGAUGGGACUUGAAGGCUCGCUCUUACCCGACCUCGGAAGACUUUCCUUCCUCACCUUCCUGGACCUGAUGAACAACAACGGUAUCAGAGGCGCCCUUCCCAGUGCUCUCUCUUCACUCUCGCAACUCCAAGUGCUUAGCCUGCGGAACUGCUCCCUAACAGGCCGCAUCCCAGCUGUGUACGGCGCUCUCACUGCGCUGCAAGUGCUGCUGCUCGACUCCAACCGCCUGCAAGGGCCGCUGCUAGGGGAGGAGUCCAGGGGGAUGCUGAGCCUGCAGCACGUUGAUUUGUCGGAUAACAACUUGGAGGGAGGUGUCACGUUCUUCCCUCGCCUUACAUCCCUCAAGCACCU